Messenger RNA from Arvicanthis niloticus (Nile rat), 3029 nucleotides. The record is from RefSeq and is a predicted model, not a curated record. NCBI's taxonomy places the organism in Eukaryota, Metazoa, Chordata, Mammalia, Rodentia, Muridae.
GCGCCGGGGGUGCCAGCCCAAGACCGGAAACAAAAUGCAGAGCUUCCAGUCUCUACACCUGGGGCUCAGUUAUGACCCGGAAGCAAAAUCUUCGCACUUCCAACCGCUGUGUAGGAGACGCGAACUCCACACCCGGAAGCAAAUCCGGAGAAUAGUUGUUUUUUUUUUUUUUUUUUUUUUUUUAACCGUCUCUCAGAGGCUGACGCGGUGACCAAUCAGCAGAGACACAGGAAAAAUAUGGAGUGACGUCGACGAGGGGCGGAGCCAAGGCUGUUUAGGGGGCGGGCGUUUGAAACCGGUGCUUCAUAGUCGACCCCAAAUAUCAUCUUGUUCCUUCGAGAACCAAUUACUUAAUCUCGCUUGCGUCUUCUCCUUUCCCGACCCCCUCCCAGACUCUUUCGCUGCGGUUCUGCGAGGACGGAAGGCGCCGGGAGCCGGUCCGCGUCUCGCAAGCGUGAGAUCUGAGGAGAGCUUGCCAACUGACCGACCCAACGGCUCCUGCUCCUCAGUAGACCCCGCAGCCUAGGGACUAGAGUUGUCACUUAAGUGGAUAUGAAGAAGGCGCAAAUAAGUACGGGGGCAGCCACGAGCUUUCCAAAGAGCUGAAGCCGGGAUUUAACACAUAGCACCAACUGCAGCAAGACUGGUAGACACUGGCCCAGGAAGACCUAGACUGUGAUUUAGUUACAUCCCUGAAGAGAUUCUGCUGCACCCUAGUCUGUGAAAUCCAAUAGCCAACAAGAGGAAAGAACCAGGUUUCAACUGAACAUAGAGCCGAGGCUCCCUGACUGAAUUCAUGGAUGGCCAGAGUGCUGGCUCUGGGUUGGUGAGCAAGCCUAACAAAAGCUAGUUCCAGCACAUGCACAGAAGCUGUCAGGACAUUCUGCUCCAUCACAGCCACAGCAUUUGUAAUUGUAAUUUUAAUUUUUUAAAAAAUCCCCUUCCUCAAUCCGGUGUAUAUAUUGGAAUUUGUUGUUUAAACUGAAGCUAUGAAGACUAAGUCCACCUGUGCUCAGAAUCCAAAUUGCAGUAUAAUGGUAUUUCGUCCAACCAAAGAAGAGUUUAAUGAUUUUGAUAAAUACAUUGCUUACAUGGAGUCCCAAGGGGCACACCGAGCUGGACUGGCCAAGGUCAUCCCACCAAAAGAAUGGCGGGCCAGGCAGUCAUAUGACAAUAUCAGCAACAUCUUAAUAGCAACUCCCCUGCAGCAAAUAGUCUCUGGGCAGGCAGGUGUGUUCACCCAAUACCAUAAGAAGAAGAAAGGCAUGACAGUGGGGCAGUAUCGUGAGCUGGCCAACAGCAAAAAAUACCAGACACCGCCACACCUGGAUUUUGAAGAUUUGGAGAGGAAAUACUGGAAGACUCGCCUGUAUGAGUCACCGAUUUAUGGUGCUGACGUCAGCGGCUCCCUGUUUGAUGGGAAGACUCAACAGUGGAAUGUGGGCCACCUGGGAACAAUUCAAGACCUAUUGGAACAAGAAUGCGGCAUAGUGAUUGAGGGCGUCAACACGCCCUACCUGUACUUUGGCAUGUGGAAGACCACCUUUGCAUGGCACACGGAGGACAUGGAUCUAUACAGCAUCAACUACCUGCACUUUGGGCAGCCCAAGACCUGGUAUGCUGUGCCCCCUGAGCAUGGCAGGCGCCUGGAGCGCCUGGCCAGGGAACUCUUCCCUGGGAGCUCCCAGAGCUGCCAGGCCUUCCUGAGGCACAAGGUGGCGCUCAUCUCACCCACCGUGCUCAAGGAGAAUGGCAUCCCCUUUGGCCGCAUCACCCAGGAGGCUGGGGAGUUCAUGGUCACAUUUCCCUAUGGCUACCAUUCGGGCUUCAACCAUGGCUUCAACUGUGCAGAGGCCAUCAAUUUCGCCACCCCGAGGUGGAUCAACUAUGGCAAGGUGGCCUCUCAGUGCAGCUGUGGGGAGGCCAGGGUGAGCUUCUCCAUGGAUGCCUUUGUGAGGAUCCUGCAGCCUGAGCGAUACGAGCUGUGGAAACGCGGCCAAGAUCAGGCAGUUGUGGACCACACAGAGGCUAUGGGGCCUACCAGUCAGGAGCUUACUACCUGGCGGGUGGUCCAAGCACCAACGAAAACUCGGGGCCUGAAGCAUCUCCGGCUUCGCAAGGUCUCACGCUCUCUUCUGCCCAUAGCCACAGACAGUAACAUUCCUUGCAACACCCAGGUGUGCCAUACCUCCAGGCAAUCAUCAGAUGUGAAAGGUAAUGAGGUCCAGAAGUCUGACCCAGCCAUAGCCGCAUCACAUCCUCUGGGUCUAUCUCCUGGUCAUAUGUCAAAUGGAAGACGUGGUCUUGGUCGUCGCCCUUGUGAACUCGGAGUUCAGGAGUCCACCAGUGGAGCUCCAGUCAAGAGGCGACUUCCAGCAGGCAAAGAUGAUACAAACCCUAGCCCAGAGCUUCAGUCCCAGCUCAUGAGUGGAAACUUAAUAGUUAACUCAGGACUUGUGAACCCUGGCCCAAAGCAUCCUGUGACACCUUCUGAAGGUGGAUUGACCUCUGACCCCUAAACCUAUUUUCUGACUUAUAGCUCAUUGCCCUGCACUCAGGAUGCUCCCUAAGUCCAUUAUGUCAGUUUUAACUGAAUUUGCAGGACACGGGCCACAUCUGGGAGAGGUCCUUGGCAGUUCUAACUCCUAAACACACCAUGCACCUUCCUCUAUCUGGAACUUGGCAAGCCUCUGGAUCUCUGGUAACUCCUGCUCUUCCAGAUGAAGUUUCAUUGGCCACUUCUUUUGAGUUCUGAGAACUAAAUUCAGCUGAGGCUGCUCAGCACUGAUCUCCCAUUCCUCAAGGCCAACUGUAGAGGAAGAGAACACUCACCUUUCCCUCCCUCCAUGCCAUUUCUUGCAAAAUGUUGAGCUUUUGACCACUACAUUAUUGCUCACAAAGGAAGUAGCCAUGACAGAGGUCAAAAGUCAUUUGAGAGUCACAGACGACCUCUCAAAGUUGAUGUAUUACAAUGUGUCUCACCCAGCUUUCACAAAUAAAGGCAAAACAGCCAAAAGGUUACAACUAGA